This is a messenger RNA of Angiostrongylus costaricensis, 351 nucleotides long. NCBI's taxonomy places the organism in Eukaryota, Metazoa, Nematoda, Chromadorea, Rhabditida, Metastrongylidae. The record is from the annotation of a GenBank genome assembly.
AUGGUCAAAUACGAGAAUCCAUUUCACGACCAUUUCUUCGUUUUCUACAUAUUCUUCGGCUCUAUUCUUUUGGUGUUGAAUUUGCAAACGAUGCUGGUUAUUCGACGAUCCAAAUGUCUGUGGGCCCUCUCCGCUUAUCGUCUCAUCUUCUUUAGUUCCGCUGCUGAUGCUGUGAAUUGUGGAGCUCAAGUCGCUGCAGUGGCCAUCACUUUCCGCACUCCUGUUAUUCAUCCAACUUUAAAGACAACUCAUCAGAUCUGUUCGCGUCGAGCUUCCGCUCCUGUAUCACUCUUUCCAGAUAUUUACGCUGUCGGGAAUCUUGCUUUACGUAUGGUCCUACCCCGUUUCUGA